CGAGGCCCGGCGGGGUCGGGGAUGCGGCGGCGGCGGCGGCGGCCCUGAGCGGUUCCCGCGGGCGGGAGAGGCGCCUCCGGACGUUUCGGGGCCCACCCCCGAUGUCCGGCGAUGGCCGAGGACAGUCAGGACGAGCUCAUCAACAAGAACGCGGCGCUGGGCCGGACCCGGAGACCCAGCCUGGCCGAGCUGCUCGGCGACGCGGAAGAGAGCGGCGCCGAUUCCGACUCCGGUGCCACCAGCGAGGAGGAGGAGGAGGAGGAGGAUGGUACCGACGAGGGCGAAACGGAGGAGGAGGAAGGCGGGGAUGAAGACGGCGAAGGCGACUCGGGUUCGGAGGAGGACGACGACGAGGACUACGGCCCGGACGAGGAGGCCCCGAGGGAGGGCGAGGCGGAGCCCCCCAAAGGGCCGCGGGGAGCCGCCGACGGAGACCCGCUCGGCUCCGACGGCGACGAGGCCGAGAGCUGCCCCAUCUGCCUCAACGGCUUUCGGGGCCAGGCCGUCGGGACCCCGGAGAGCUGCGCGCACUAUUUCUGCCUGGACUGCAUCGCCGAGUGGGCCAAGAACGCCAACUCCUGCCCCGUCGAUCGGAUCGCCUUUAAAUGCAUCUGCAUCCGCUCCUGCUUCGGCGGGGAGAUCCUGAAGAAGGUCCCCGUGGAGAAGGCGGAAGGGCCGGCCGGAGAGGAGGAGGAGGAGGGGGCGGCGGAGGGGGCGGAGGACCCCACCUUCUGCGAGGUGUGCGGGCGCAGCGACCGGGAAGACCGCCUCCUCCUGUGCGACGGCUGCGACGCGGGCUACCACAUGGAGUGCCUGACCCCGGCUCUGAGCGAGGUGCCCGUGGACGAGUGGUUCUGCCCGGAGUGUGCCGCCCCGGCUCCCGCCGCCGAGAGCGGGAGCGAAGAGGAGCCGUCCGGCCUCCCGGGGGGGACGGGCCCGGCCGCCGGCCGGCCGCGCCCCCACCCCGGCCGCACCCGGGCCAUCGCCAGGACGCGGCAGAGCGAGCGGGUGAGGGCCACCGUCAACCGGAACCGCCUCACCACCGCCCGCGCCGUCCAGCACGGGCCCAGGUCCCCGCCGCCCUCCCCGCUGGAUGAGACCAUCGAGGCCGUGGCGGCGGGGCUGAGCACGGCCGUCUAUCGGCGGCCCCCCGCGCCCCCAACGCCGGGCGAGCGGAAAAGGAAGAGAGGCAGGAGGAAGAGAACGUCGGGGAGGAAGAGAACCCCGGCCAAGUCUGCCGCCGGGAGCCAGGGCCCGGGGUCGCGGGUCAAGAGGCGCAAGUCCCGCGUGAAGAAGAGGAAGGGGAGGAAGACGACACGGGUGGGGGGCGCGGCGACGACCCGCUCGCGCAUCGCCAGGACCCUGGGACUGGGGAGGGUGGGGUCCGGCCUGCCGCUGCCCACCCUGGACAAGCCCGUCCAGCCGUCGCUGGGCCUCAUGCGGGCGAACAUCGGCGCGGCGUCGCUGUCCGUGUUCGGGGACCCGGACGCGUUGGACUUCUACGACGGCAACGAAGAGCCCCCGGCGGCGUCCCCGGGCUCGCCUCUGAGUGCCAAGCGCAGGCUGCUGUCCCAGUCGGCCCUCCGCUCCCACCAGCCCGUGGCCCGACCCGUCUCCAUGGGCGUCUCCAGGAGGGGCGUCCCGGCCUCGGCCCCCGAGCGGGCGGCGGAGGCCGCCCCCGUGCCCGACCUCCUGGGCAGCAUCCUGUCCGGCCAGAGCCUGCUGAUGAUGAGCGGCGCCGACGUGGUCAUCAACCGGGACGGCUCCCUCUCGGCCAAGAAGGCAGCUCCGAUAUCCCUGCAGCGGAACUGGACCGGAGACUGGAGAGGGGCGGGCCGGCCCGGCCCGCCGCCCCGAACGGGGAGCUCGGGCCCGGCGGCCCCGAGCGGCCUCGCCCCGGACCCGGCCCAUCACCUGGGGUUGAACUCUCACACCAGGCCACCCCCCAGCGUGUUCUCCGCCUCCUCCUCCUCCGCCUCGUCGUCGUCCUCUUCGUCGUCGUCCUCCUCCUCCACCUUCUCCACGGCCGCCUCCGCCGCCCCGUCCUCCUCCUCGUCUUCCUUCGCCUCGGCCGGCUCGGCCGGGGCCGGGGGCGCGGAGAAGGGAGGGGCCCCUCCCCCGCCGUGGCCCUCGAGGCCGGCGGUGAAGCUGGAGUUCUCCGUGACCCCCCGCUCGGCGCAGAGCUCGGCCGGCGCCCCCGGGCCCGGGCCGAGGUCGAAGCCCACGGCCCGGUGGAAUGGGGAGGACCGGCUCCCGCCGCCGCCGACCCCGGCCCGCCCUCCGGCCGCCCGGGCGGACGUCUCCGACCUCCCCAGGAUACCAAAGAUCAAGAGAGAGGGCGGGGACGACGGCGGCAACGGGCGCCCGGGUCCCGAGCCCGCCGCGGGCGGCCGGGGCGCGGACGGCCCCGCCCCCCGCAUCAACCGGCUGACCGGCCGCGAGGGCUCCGGCCAGCCGGGCCGGGGCGGCGGGGCCGAGGGCGGGCCCGGCCCGCGGGAGCCCGGGGGGCCCAAGCCGCCGGCGGGCGGGUCGGCCGCCGCCCCCUCCUCCUCCUCCUGCUCCAACUCGUCGUCGUCGUCGUCGUCCUCCUCGUCGUCCUCCGCAGGCCCCGCCCCGCCGGGCACGGCCCGGGGAGGCCGGGGGCCGGGCCCGCCCUUCGAGAGCUUCCGCAUCAACAUCCCCGGGCACGCGGCCCCCGGCGGCCGGCCGGCCCACCCGGGCUUCUGCAACACCUUCCGGCCCGUGGACCGCCGGGCCCAGGGCAAGGAGCCCGCCUCGGCCCUCUUCGCCCCGGCCAAGAGCAAGCAGCAGGGGAAGAGCGAGAUGUACGACCCCUUCGAGCCCACGGGCUCGGACUCCAGCUCCCCGGCCGGCAGCCCCGACCGGCCGGGCCCCGGCCCGCGGCCCUCCGGGAUCACCCGCACCAUCUCCGUCCAGAGCCCCGACCCGCCCGCCUUCCACACGGUGCGCUGCGUCACCUCCUACACCCUGGGCGGGGAGGCCGACGGGGCCGACGGCCGGGCGGGCCCCGCCCCGCCCCCGGCCGACCCCUUCUUCGACGCGGGCGGGCGCACGGUGACCUGCGUGACGGUGGGGCCGGCCCCGUCCCCGCCGGCCCCGUCCCCGCCGGCCCCGUCCCCGCCGCCCCCCGCCGCCGUCCAUCGGAUCGUGGAGCUGGGCUCGCCCCCGCCCUCCCGCUCCCGCUCCCGCUCGCGCUCCGACUCCAGCUCCCGGAGCGGGAAGAAGGCCGAGAGGAAGCCGGCGGGCGGGCGGGAGCGGGGGCGCUCCCGCUCCCGCUCCCGGGAGGGCAGCUCCCGGUCCACCUCGCGCUCGGCCGGGGAGGGCCGCCCCCGCAAGGCGCGGGCCCGGCCCCAAGCCCGCCGGUCGUCCAGCGACGGGUCCGGCAGCCGCGAGCGCGGCCCCAGGAAGAAAGCCAAGGACCAGGGCCGCGAGAGGCGGCGGGCCCCCCGGGCGCGGGACCGCAGGCCGCCCCGCUCCCGCUCCCGCUCCGGGAGCCCCGACGGCUCCGCCCACGAGCCGGCCGACGGCCGCAGGAGGAAAAGGCGGCGGCGGUCGGGGUCCCGGGGCCGCGGGCGCGAGGGCUCCCGCUCCAGCAGCCCCGAGCGGGGCCGGCGCCGCGGCUGCCGGAGGGAACGCAGCCGCGAGCGCUACCCGAGGAGGGACGGCGGCGGGGCGCGGGCCCGGGAACGCCGGGCCUCCCGCUCGCGCUCCCGGGAGAAGCGCCGCUGGCGGGCCGCCGAGCCCCGCGGCGGCCGGGGGGCCGGGGGGCCCGCCGGCCCGGACGGGGCCCGCCCGCCACCGCCCCGCUGCCCGGACCCCCCGGCGGCCGGGGGCGCCCCGGAGGAGACGGCGGCCGUCCCCGGGGGCGCGGCGGGGGCGGCGGUCCCCGUCGCCGAGGACCUGGACUACGGCGACACGGUGGAGGCCGACCACGUCUUCGAAGCGCUGUCGGGCGAGGCCGGCCUCUUCCAGCUGGACGACAUGAGCUCGCCCCCCUCCCCGGACCCCACCGACUCCUCGCCCGAGAGAGACCCCCUCCCGGGACCCCCCUUCCCGGCCGCCCGCCCGGGCCCGCCGACCGGUCCCGGAGAGGCCGGGGCGCCCGCCGACCCCGCCCCUCGCGGGAAGACGGCCGGCGGCGGGGCGGAAGAGGAGGGCGGACCCGCCCCGGCCGAGGGGCCGGGCGGGGGCCCGAAGCCCGAGGGGGCGGCCUGUCCUCUGGCCCCCCUGCUGAAGUCCAAGGCUCCGGUCAAGAGGGUCACCUGGAACCUCCAGCGGCAAGAGGACGACGCAGCCGCGCCCAGACUGCCCUUCUUCAGGCUGCCGAGGCUAAAGGACGGGUUUUGGAAGGCGGAAGAUUGCGGCCCGAUCCCGUUCGAUCAGGUGCCCUCAGCCAGGCCUCCUCCCGCCAAUUCCAUAGUUCCCGAACCCUUCUUUCCCGACCCGGACUCCUCUCAGGUUUACAACCCCGACGUGCCCCUGCCCCCGACGCUGCCCUCCAACCUGCCGCCCUACGCCCCCGUCAGCCAGCCCACCGUGCAGUUCAUCAUGCAGGGGAGCCUCCCCCUCGCGGGGGGCUACGGGGCCGGGCCCAGUCUCACCCCGGACCCGGGCACCCUGGAGCCGGGCGCCCUGGCCGCCGCCUCGGAGCCGGGCACCCAGGCCGCCGCCUCGACGGGCGACCGGGCGGCCGGGGACAAGGCCCCGCCGCCCAAGCCCGCCCCGGAGAAGACCAAGAACGAGGAGUACCUGAAGAAGCUGCACGUGCAGGAGCGAGCGGUGGAGGAGGUGAAGCUCGCCAUAAAGCCCUUCUACCAGAAGCGGGAGAUCACCAAGGACGAGUACAAGGACAUCCUCCGCAAGGCCGUGCAGAAGAUCUGUCACAGCAAGAGCGGAGAGAUCAACCCCAUGAAAGUGGCCAACCUGGUCAAGGCCUACGUGGAAAAGUACCAGCACAUGAGGCGGCAGAGGAAGUCCGGCCCCGAAGACGAGCCCCCCGAGAUGGAGAACUGAGGGAGGGCCGCCCCCCCCGAAACCCGGCCGCGCCCCCCGCCGACCCUCGGGGCGCGGUGGACGGGCGGCGCGGGAGACGGGGCGACAAGCGCCCCGGGGAGGGAGGGAGGAAAGCCGGCCUCGGACGGACGGGGGGGGCGGGCGGACCCUGCGGGGACCCCCGGAAAGUGCUACUGUUUUCAGGGUUUAACUUGGAUCACACACUUUUUUUUCUUCCGGGGGCCCCCCCCCCCCCCAAUCUCCGAAAGCGCCCCCCGCCCGCUCCGUCCCCGACCGGACGGACCCCCUCGGGGUUUUUCUUUGGUUUUCGUUUUCUAAUCUGUAUACAGUAUAUAUAUAUAUUAUAUAUACACACCCGC
Ornithorhynchus anatinus (platypus) is the source of this 5393-nucleotide messenger RNA. RefSeq names its product PHD and ring finger domains 1 (gene PHRF1). NCBI's taxonomy places the organism in Eukaryota, Metazoa, Chordata, Mammalia, Monotremata, Ornithorhynchidae. The transcript has 21 exons. The record is from RefSeq and is a predicted model, not a curated record. The coding region runs from base 112 to 5034 and encodes 1640 amino acids.